AUGGGCGCACCUCGCCGGGCAGUAGCUUAGUCUCUACCUACAAGACAACACACACAUUAAAUGUUUCCUAUAGUAACAAUUAACCAAUUGUACAUUAAUCUUAUUUAAGGGAAACACACGGAGGAGAGGAGAGAGAGAGAGACAGAAAGACACUCCACCCUCUCCGUACUACACGUAUCUACACGCAAGCUCUAUUUUUGUAAUAACGCGCCGUAAAUUAAAAAAGUAGUGUGUGCUCACGCCGUGCGAGGCAACGCGGUGAAGUUCGUUAAGAAUCGUACGACCGUUGGAGAGAUAGGAGGAAAAGCGCCGUUCUCUGGUGGAAAAAGUAGCGCGCGCGCGAGAGAGAGAGAUAGCGAGAAGUGGUGCGCGGGAAAACGAGACGACGAAGGAAGAAGAAGAAGUGAGAACGAGGAAGCGGCACAGCGGAGUAUCGAGGGAAAAAGGAGCGGCCGCAACGUGCGGGUGUGUGUGUGUGUGUGUGUGCGUGCGUGCGUGCGUGCGUGCGUGCGUAUGUAUGUGUGCGGUGCGUGAAGCAACGGCUAGUUGAACCGACGACGGUUGAUCGUCGGACGAAGGCGAAGGCAACGUCGACGUCGGCGCCAAGAGUGAGCGUGGCGCGAGAGGACGCCCCGCCGCUGCUUCCGUUCUCCGCGGGAACGGGCCGACUGGGAGAGAGAAAUUGGAAGAAUCGUCCCGGCGACCUACGGGCGGUUAACGUGCCGACGCGACGCCGCCUCCGACGCUCGGCGACAGUGGCGGCCGGGCAGCGGCGGCAUCGCGCCUGAAACGAUUGUCCCAUCAGUGCCGGCGGUGAGCGAGGAAACUCGUCGCGCGGUGUUGCAGUGCGGCAAGAAGUAACGACGUCGUCGGCCGCGGAACGGACGAGGACGUGCUGCGAAGGAACGGCGAGAACGAGGAAACGCCGACGAACCAGUGGAGGAGGAGGCGGCGACGGAGGAGGAAGAGGUGGAGGAAGCGACGGCUGUGCGGGAGGUAAAAAAGGAGGUGGUGGAGGAGGGAGGAGGAGGUGAAGGAACCAGAGUGGCGGCGCGAAAGCGACCGGCGGCGACGGCUGACGGUGGUUUUUAGGCUGCGCAGCGUCGCGCCGGCGUAUUUUGUUAUUGUUAUUCUCUCAUCGACGGCUGUGGUGGCUCGGUAUCGUCCACCGACGACGACGUGACGGAUUCCUCUACUCGCUACAGUAACAGCCGCAUCGCAACCAUGUCUGUGAGAAUGGAAAACGUGGCCGCGCGGAAGAUCAAUUAUAAAAUGAUGAAUACGAAUGGACCGAGGCCGACGUAUGUGGGCGCCAACAACGGUAACGCCGGCAGCGCCGGAGGCGGCGGAGGCGGCGGCGGUGGUGGUAGCGGCGCCGCUAAUGCAGGCGGCGUCGGCGUAGGACCUGCAACCGGCGCGGGUGGCGGUGGCAGUGGUGGCGGUGGCGGUGGCGGUGGCCACGGAUUGAAGGGCAACACGGGCGGUGGACCGCGCGGCGGUAACCCGGUGCAGUACCGCGCGAGCGGUGGCGGUGGCGGCGGAGGUGGUGCGGCCGCCUGGAGUACGGCACCGUCUCACGCGGCUGCGGCCGCGGCGGCAGCAGCAGCAGCCGCGUAUCCACCUUACACGCGUUAUCCGAGUGCGGCAGCAGCGGCAGCGGCGGCCCCCGCGGGCGGGGGCGGUCCUCAGCAGCUACCGGCAUCCGCGAAUCCUUUCGUCACCGCCACGUACGCGCAGCACGCGACGUACGGUGGACAACGGGUGCCUACAGCUUCAUCUCCAGCAAAUACUAACAGCAGCUCCAGUAGUGCCACCGGCAGUCAAAGCGGGACAAUGAGCACGAAUCUCAGCAACAAUGCCAUGCAGGGUCAACAAGCAGAGCAGUUGUCUAAAACGAAUCUAUACAUCCGUGGCCUCAACCAGAAUACGACUGACAAAGACCUCGUUAACAUGUGUUCUCAGUAUGGAACUAUAACUUCCACCAAGGCGAUUUUAGACAAAAAUACAAACAAAUGUAAAGGUUACGGAUUUGUAGACUUCGAGUCACCGAUGGCGGCAGAGGGUGCUGUGAAAGCACUGGUCGCCAAGGGCAUCCAAGCGCAGAUGGCGAAAGUGGGUAUCUGGUUGCUCCGUAGACUGGACAGUGUUAUGAAGUGCAUUCGGGAGCCAGUCUUAAGAUUCAGACAAAACGGGACCUCAUGUUUGCAACAGGAGCAGGAUCCCACUAAUUUGUACAUCGCUAACCUGCCGCUGACCUUCAAAGAGAACGACGUCGAGGCAUUACUCGCUCAAUACGGACAAGUUAUCUCUACCCGUAUCCUGCGCGACACUUCCGGCCAGAGCAAAGGAGUUGGAUUCGCAAGAAUGGAAUCCAAAGAGAAAUGUGAACAAAUUAUACAAAUGUUUAAUGGAAAGGCACUAACAGGCGCAAAGGAUCCAUUAUUAGUUAAGUUUGCUGAUGGCGGAAACAAAAAGAAAUCGUUGUUCAAGAGUACAAUAUGGAGAGAGACUGGAGAGAAUAUGACUUUGAACUACGACACAAGCGGCGUUGGUCAGAAUGGCGUUGCUACAACUCACAUGCUUCCCACGACAGCUCUGACACAGUACAGUCGUCACUACAGUCAAGCAUUGCCUGGUUACAGUGUACCGGGCACUCCUUGGGUGGCUCCUUACCUCGUGCACCCUUCCCCGCCACAUAUGCAACAGGUCGACAUGAUACCAUCGGCUGAUCCUAGUAAUCCACAAUACAGUAUGAUUCCUCAACUUACCACGCAAAUGUCUACCUUGCAUCUUGGCACUGGUUCCUACAUAGCGAGCCCGCAUCCUUAUCCUUACACAACUUAUCCCGCUCCUAGCAUUAUUCACACCAUGCCACUGGGCGAGUCGGAGCAGACGAGUAACGCAGCGUCCCCCGACGACUCCUAUCAGCAGUACCAGGCUCAACAGCCUAAGUAGGCCACGGUUUAUAAUAGAUAUACGAUCGCGCUAAGGGUUACGUGAAUUAGGAAAGGCUUACUGAUUGACUUAUGAAGAUAUGCGCAGAAGGAAGGCAA
Cyphomyrmex costatus is the source of this 3053-nucleotide messenger RNA. RefSeq names its product RNA binding motif single stranded interacting protein alan shepard (gene shep). Gene Ontology annotation, cellular component: ribonucleoprotein complex. Gene Ontology annotation, molecular function: RNA binding. The record is from RefSeq and is a predicted model, not a curated record. Bases 1225 to 2955 code for a protein of 576 amino acids. The transcript has 13 exons. NCBI's taxonomy places the organism in Eukaryota, Metazoa, Arthropoda, Insecta, Hymenoptera, Formicidae.